Molecule: messenger RNA, 2008 nt
Organism: Ziziphus jujuba (common jujube)
Lineage: Eukaryota; Viridiplantae; Streptophyta; Magnoliopsida; Rosales; Rhamnaceae
Product: synaptotagmin-3
Exons: 12
Coding region: 205-1848 (547 amino acids)
Cellular component (GO): endoplasmic reticulum
Molecular function (GO): lipid binding
Source: RefSeq, a predicted model, not a curated record
AUUUUCAAUUUUCUGGCUUUCUUUCUUUUCUGUCUUCGAUUUCUCUUAUCUUAAUUUUAUUUAUUUAUUUAUUUUUUUGCAAAAUUAAUUCUACAAGUUUCAUAGCACAUUAUUCUUUUUUUUUUUUUUGUGUGAAAAAAUUAUUAUUUAGUUUUUGCGUACAUCGAGAUUUUCUUCUCUAAUGUAUGUUUGGGUAUAAAGAAAAUGGAAUUGGUUUGUAGUAUAUUGGAAUUGAUAGGAAUUGUAAUUGGAUUUCCAAUGGGCCUUUUGCUGGGUUAUUUCCUCUUUAUAUACUUUGAACCCGGAGAUGUAAAGGAACCAAUGGUUAGACCUCUUCAUGAAUUUGAUACAAGCUCCAUUGCUGAUCUUUUGCCGGAUAUUCCACUUUGGAUGAAGCAACCUGAUUACGAUCGACUCGACUGGUUGAACAAGUCAAUUUAUCACAUGUGGCCUUACCUUGAUAAGGCAAUAUGCAAUGCUAUAAGAAGUUCAUUAGAGCCCAUAUUUGGAGAGUACGUAGGCAAGUAUUUGUUGAAAUCAAUAGAAUUUGAGAUUCUAAGUCUUGGAACUCUUCCUCCAACGAUUCAAGGUAUGAAAGUGCACGAAACCAAUGAAAACGAAGUAGCGUUUGAACCUAUGCUUAGGUGGGCAGGAAAUCCCAACAUAAUUCUGGUGGUGAAACUAUUGGCCCUACGAAUUAAAAUACAGUUGAUAGACAUACAAAUAUUUGCAGCACCCCGGAUAAUUUUGAAGCCUCUUGUGCCAACAAUACCUUGUUUUGCAAGCAUUGUAGUUUCUUUGAUGGAAAAGCCUUAUGUGGACUUUGGCCUUAAAGUAGUGGGAGGGGAUAUUAUGGCAAUCCCUGGUUUGUAUCAAUUUGUUCAGGAAACUAUAAAGAAACAGAUUGCUAGUCUUUAUCUUUGGCCUCAAACUUAUGAAUUGCAAAUUCUUGAUGGUUCAACAGGGACUACCAAGAAGCCUAUAGGGCUAUUACAUGUGAAGGUUGUGAGAGGGCUCAAACUCCUGAAGAUGGACUUGUUGGGAUCAUCUGAUCCUUAUGUUAAAUUGAGCCUGAGCGGAGAGAGACUCCCAGCAAAGAGAACUUCUAUUAAAAUGAAGAAUCUCAACCCUGUGUGGAACGAGGAAUUCAAUCUUACUGUAAAGGAUCCUCAAUCUCAAGUUCUUGAGUUACGUGUCUAUGACUGGGAAAAGGUUGGGACACAUGACAAGUUGGGCAUGCAAAUAGUUCCACUGAGGGAGAUUAUCCCACGUGAAACUAAACAAUUUACACUUAAUUUGGUAAAAAAUACAAAUCCAAAUGAUCCUCAGAACAAGAAAUAUAGAGGGCAACUUGAGGUGGAGUUAACAUUAAAACCUUUCAAAGAAAACAGUAAUAGACUUAGUGGAAAUUUGGAUGGAACUUUUACAGAUCAGGAAAAUAAUAAUGUUGGAAAAUCAUCCAAAGACAAGGCCUUGCAUGGAGCUGGUUUAUUGAUGGUUACUGUUCAAGGUGCUGAGGAUGUUGAGGGCAAGCAUCAUAAUAACCCUUAUGCUUUGGUGUGUUUUGGUGGAGAAAGGAAGAAAACCAAGACAUUAAAGAAAACCAGGGACCCAAACUGGAAUACGGAGUUUCAGUUUGUGCUAGAAGAGGCUCCUUUGAAGGAAAAGAUCCAUAUUGAAGUAAUAACCAAACGAAGAGGCUUUGGUUUCUGGCCAAAGGAAUUGUUGGGGUACGUAGACAUCAGUCUAGUCGAUGUGGUAUAUAAUGGACGCAUCAAAGAAAAAUACAAUUUGAUAAAUUCAAGAAAUGGGGCAAUCCAUGUGGAGAUUCGCUGGGAGGCGAUUUGAGAAGCAUAUCAGUGUCAAGUCCUAAACUCAUUAUUUUGUAGACAUUAAAAUUCGUAAUUGUAUUAUUAUGUGAUAAAUGGGAAAGAUGUUCAUUUAUUGCACUAGUUUUAAAUGUAAAAUUAUUAGUUAAGAUGAUAGUUUUACCGCUUAAAAUGAUUUU